Molecule: messenger RNA, 402 nt
Organism: Colletotrichum gloeosporioides
Lineage: Eukaryota; Fungi; Ascomycota; Sordariomycetes; Glomerellales; Glomerellaceae
Product: LYR motif-containing protein 4
Exons: 1
Coding region: 1-402 (133 amino acids)
Biological process (GO): iron-sulfur cluster assembly
Cellular component (GO): mitochondrion; L-cysteine desulfurase complex
Source: RefSeq, a predicted model, not a curated record
AUGUUGAGGACGGGCGACCAGUUUGCGGCGUACAAUUUCCGCGAGUACGCGAAGCGCAGGACGAGGGAUGCGUUCCGGGAGAACAAGGACGUGACGGACCAGCGGAGGGUGCAGGAGCUGAUCCAGAAGGGGCUGAAUGAGCUCACGGCGAUGAAGGUGAGGUUUUUUUACUCUGAGGCUGCGGGAGAUAUCCUUGGGCGGUUUAUCCCGUUGGGUGCCUUGGUGGCGAUACUUUGGCUGCAGACGGGACAAGGAACACUUUUGGCUAACGAGGUGACUGCGCAGAGGCAAACGGUCGUCAGCCAGUUCUUCCAGUUUGACCGGUUAGUGGUUGAGGGCGGUGCCGCGGGCAAGCAGAAGGGGGACAAGGGCGAUAUCGUCAGGCAAAAGGAUCAGGGGUGA